Molecule: messenger RNA, 3579 nt
Organism: Patella vulgata (common limpet)
Lineage: Eukaryota; Metazoa; Mollusca; Gastropoda; Patellidae
Product: GA-binding protein alpha chain
Exons: 11
Coding region: 286-1728 (480 amino acids)
Biological process (GO): regulation of transcription by RNA polymerase II; cell differentiation
Cellular component (GO): nucleus
Molecular function (GO): DNA-binding transcription factor activity, RNA polymerase II-specific; sequence-specific DNA binding
Source: RefSeq, a predicted model, not a curated record
UUGAUUGAACAGGAUGUUGAACGUGGGUCUGGCGCCGGAAGUUUUCUUGUAAACAUAUCUCUGAGCAGACAUCUAUUUCCUUUUCCUUAUUAGAGUCUGGCACAUCCGUUUUGAUUCCACAAUAACAUUUAUGCCAAUACCCCUACUUUUCAGAUAUGAAAUUUCAAAGAUUGAAUAUGGCCCCAUUCGCCACCAGUUCUUUAUUUCUCCACAGCCGCCAUUUUAUACCUGACCUUAUUUUAUCAACUUCUUUUUGUUGUACUUGUAGGCUUGUCGACAUUAGAAAUGAAGCGGGCGGCUUCACCAGCGGUGCAUGAGGAAGACACUUCAGAUCAAAUUGACACUUUAGAAGGUCAAUUAGAAAUUGUUCAGGAUGAAAAGCGGCCAAGAACUGAGGAAGUUUGUCUUGAGGAAGGAGUUGUUUAUGCUGAAGAGGUCAUCCAUCAGCAGCCCGCACCAAGCUAUCAAAACCUCAUCAUUCAACAUAUGGACAUAGCUGAACCAUUAAUGACAUUAAAGAGAUUAUUAGAAGUUAGACUUCAGUGUUCACUAGCAGACCAUGAAUUUUAUUUACAAGAUUCUGUACCUUUGGAUCAAGAUAAGAGUUUAGUAGAACAAUGUGUACAGGGAGAAGGAAUGGUACAGAUUAAUUUAGAGGUUAAAUCUCAGCCAGGAGUAAGUCCGAAGAUUAAUAUCGUUGAUAUUUUGAAAACAGCAGAUGAAGUUGAAGAGCAAAUUGAAGAGGCACCUGCCACUACACUUGCUACCACAUUACAACAAGCUAUUCAACAAGCACCCGUUCCAGCGGUGCCUAAUUCCACUAAGGUUGUUAUUCCUUUACCUGAAGAGAGUGAGAAUGUUACAAGGUGGAUUGUAGAUCAAAAUUUCAGAAAAGAACAAGAAAGACUGAAGAUACCAUUUGACCCAAUGCAAUGGAAUGAAGUUCAUGUUAAACAUUGGAUACAAUGGGCUCUUAAAGAAUUUGGAUUACACGACGUCAAUCCAGACACAUUUAAUAUGACAGGAAAACAAUUGGCUGAAAUGACUCAUGCAGAUUUUGUAAAAUAUGUGCCUUCUGAUCCAAACGAUGUCUUCUGGACUCAUUUAGAAUUAUUGAGAAAAUGUAAAUUUGUUGCUGUAAUGCAACAACCAACACCACAUGCUAUAACAACAAUAACAGUAUCUACCACUGAUAAUGAAGGCAGGAUAAAGAGUGUUACUAAGCAUCAGAGAUCUCGUUCGCCUCGUAUAACCGGAGAUGAGAGGUUAUCUCCGGGCAACAGAACAGGUAGGGGAAAUAAUGGGCAGAUACAAUUGUGGCAGUUUCUACUUGAACAAUUAACAGAUAAAGAUUGUAGAAGUAUUAUUUCAUGGGUCGGGGACGAAGGGGAAUUUAAACUCAUCAACCCAGAAAUGGUAGCUCAGAUGUGGGGUAAACGUAAAAAUAAACCAACAAUGAAUUAUGAAAAAUUAAGCCGAGCUUUGAGAUAUUACUAUGAUGGAGAUAUGAUAGCAAAAGUACAUGGGAAAAGAUUUGUGUAUAAGUUUGUUUGUGACCUGAAAAUGUUGUUAGGUUAUAAUGCUGAAGAACUAAAUAAUCUCGUCAAUGAAUGUGUUUCUAAAAAAUAUAUCGAAAUGCCUCUUCAUCAGUUACACCAAAUAGCACCUGGAAAAUAUAAGACAUUAUGUAUUAAACGCGGAAUUGACCAAAAAACCCAAACCAUGUGAAAUCCUGAUUCCUGUAAAUUCCUUCAUCCAAGAGCCUUGAAAUAAUUCCAAUCUCCUUAAAUAAUUCUUUAUCAGUGAAAUAUGCCCAGAGUUUGAACAGAUAAUAGAUAGUUGGUUCUCUUACAAAAAGGAUUAUGUUUCAAGGGAGAAAAUUUCAGGUACAAAUGAAAAUAUUCUUUGAUAAUAAUUAAAGCUACCAUGACAUGACAUUAUUAUUGAGUUUUAGAAUGCUCUGUUUAUUUUUAUAAGUGUAGAUUCUUUAACCGUAACAUAUUACUGUUGACCCUUUAUUUACCUCUUUACAUUUUAUUAGCACAUUCCUGAUUUAGGAAAAAAAAAAUUCUCUCAGACCAAAAAUAUUGAUAGCAUAUUGUUAUUGUACUAUUGAGUUUACUAAAAUAAUGUUAAGUGUUUUGACCUGUGACAAGUUUGUAAUAAAUGUUCUAAUAUAUACUGGGUAUAUAGCAAUACACUGUGGUAAAUAUAUCAUACUGGUACUGCCGUAUGAUUGAUUCAGCAGUUCUUGUAAAAUGGGAGAUAACUCCACCAUUUUAAGAACCGCAGCUCACAGUUUUGUCCAAUUGAUGAUUGUUAAGUUACAAUCAAUUGAAAUGGAUUGGUAGUUCUCAGGAAUAAGGCCCUUAAAAUGACUGAAAUAGAUUUUAAGAUUAUGUAACCUCUGGUAAUUUUCAUUUUUAUGUAUUUGAACCAUGAGCAUUCUAGUUGAUAGUCCAGUGCCCAGACGGAUCAACCAUCCACGGCCCCGAGCACCUCAGAGAAUACAAUUAGUUUAAAUAUACUUGAUUUAGUUGUUUGUAUUUAAAGUAUUAUAACAUAAUAGUGUCUUCAAAUGGUAAAUUUAACAAUCUAUGAAAACAAGUGCUGGAAUAUUUGUUACUGGCUUGCGCAAGUAUUUUAUAAAUCAAAACAAACUAUGUUAUAGUGUGUUGGGUUUUUUUUAAAACACCAGCACUCCAGACUGUUCUGCUCUGACUGGGCUAAUGAAGACGGGAGCUUGAAUAUAGAUAUCAGUUUAAAGAUUAAUCGUUGUACAAAAAGCCGAAAGAUUAAUCUUUGUUAUUAAAUCAUGUUGCCUUAUCAUUCAAUGCAUUUAUUGUGUACAUAUUGUUUAUAAAUAUAUUUUCAUCAUAUCUUACAUAAAUAUCAUCCUCAUCAUCAUUUAUUUCAUAGCAUCCUUACAAGGUUUUCUUCAUUUCUAUCAAAUAUGUAAAAAAAAAAACUGUUCUUUAAGAGAUUUAUCAUGUACAUAAAAAUGUACUCUUUUUUUUUUCUUUUUUUUUACCUUUAAGACGUUUAUUUUUCUUACGAUAAAUCAUUUAGACAUCCUUACUAAAUGUGAAGAUCACAAAGAUUUUGUUUUCAGUUUACAAACUGAAGCCUGAAAAUUUAGACUAAAUGGUAAAUACAUACUUUUAAAACCAUAAACAUUUAAAAAAAUUAAAUUUAAAUCUGUUUUGUAAUUGAAUAUCAUCAAGUUUUCUGUAAUAAAUUAGCCCAUUUUUGGUGUUCCAAAACAGCUCCUGAUCUAUUUCUUAGAACUUACAAAAUACACCAUACAUUACUGUAAUGCUUGUCUUUGAAUUUAUUAAAUAUUAUAACAGGAGGUUAUUUGGAUUUCCAACAUUUAUCAGAAUUUUCAUAAUUAUGCCAAAUUGAUCUCUCUGUAUAUAAUUAGAUUGGGAUUCAUGUAAAAACUAUUUAUUUCCUAAUAGAAAUAGUAUUAGAAUUGAUAAAGUGGUGCUUUAUAAAUACUGGUAAUAAUACAGAUGUUCAGUAUCUAGUUGUUAUAGUUUCUCUCAUUGUAAAUAAAUCAUAUUAUUAUAAGUAUAA